This is a messenger RNA of Cyanidioschyzon merolae strain 10D, 780 nucleotides long. RefSeq lists its product as hypothetical. Bases 1 to 780 code for a protein of 259 amino acids. Lineage: Eukaryota; Rhodophyta; Bangiophyceae; Cyanidiales; Cyanidiaceae. The record is from RefSeq and is a predicted model, not a curated record. The transcript has a single exon.
AUGCUACCAGUUCAAAGCUUGCCAAUUCAACGCUUGGGAUUCGUGCUGCCGUCACCCUGUCAGUUGCAGUCGCGUGGAGUUUCGCACUUGCCUCGCCGCCAAGCUGGUGCAGCGGGGUCUCGGAGCGCUCGCACAGCGCGUAGGUGCGUACCUCCAGCCAAGUUACGAAUGAGCACAGCGGAGCGCGACAACCCUGGAUGGACCGGGCAAGACGCACUGGAUCCCGACACAGCGCUGGCUGCUGAGAUAUUGCGGCAACUCGUGGAGCGUUCAGCGGGAACGGAAGAACGCAAUCAGAACGAGGCGCUGCCGCGGGAGACACUGCGGGAACUCGGAAGCCGCGGAGCGCAGUCGCUCGGUCGUAUUUGGCAACAAACCGAUGCAGACGCUAACCUAUCCGAGUUCACGCUGGCCCAACAGCUGACAGAGAACACCAGGGCGGCGCUGAGGGAACUCAUCGAACGUCGAAGCGCUGCGGCUACGAGUGCGUGGCUAAGGAUGGAGCGCGAGCUCAGCCGCUUCGAGACCGAGAAAGAGCACGUUCGUGCGCUCAUCCAGGAGCAGAAUCAUCCCCUUGCACUGUUACGAGCAGUUCCGCGUUUCAUCCUGAACUCUGCACACCUAAGAAAUCUCUGUCUCGCAACAGCUUUCACUGCGAUAGCCUUGGUUUACGUCACCCUGGGAACCAUUCAAGGUGCACCAUACCAGAACGCAACAAUUGUUUGCACAGUGGUAGCCGCUGGCAGCAUGCUCUAUGCGAGCCAACGACGAGAAUAUUGA